This is a messenger RNA of Anoplopoma fimbria (sablefish), 4692 nucleotides long. RefSeq names its product WAS/WASL-interacting protein family member 2-like. The record is from RefSeq and is a predicted model, not a curated record. Lineage: Eukaryota; Metazoa; Chordata; Actinopteri; Perciformes; Anoplopomatidae. Gene Ontology annotation, molecular function: actin binding.
CUAACGGCUAACGGCUAGCCGUCCUCUGAGGACUCGUGCAGCCCGCAGGAGGAUGAGGUGACCAGCAGGAGCCGGUCACGUGCACAGGGUGAUCAGGUGUUUGUUGAAGCAGCAGGAUGCCCAUCCCUCCCCCUCCUCCCCCACCACCAGGGGGACCCCCACCUCCCCCCACCUUCAGCCAGGCCAACACCACCCCUCCCAAGCUGAGCAGAGAGGAGGCUAAAGAUCGCGGCGCUCUGCUGACCGACAUCUGUAAAGGCACCGGGCUGAAGAAGGUGGCGGUGGUGAACGACCGCAGCGCUCCGCUGCUCGACAAGCCCAAAGGAGGCGGAGCCGCAGCAGCGGGAGCCAAUGGCAGUGCAGCAGGAAGCCCGUCAGGUUCUGUUCCACCAAUAGGAGGGCUGUUCACAGGGGGGGUGCCCAAACUAAGACCGGUCGGAGACGGUUCUUCUGGACGUUCUCCCUCCACCCGAGCUGCAGCGCCCCGCCCCCCCAGUCAUCGCCAUGACGACACAGAGAGCCCCUCCCCUCAGCCGCUGUCGCCCACGGAGACGAGUCGCUCCCAGCGUCCCUCCCUUCCCAACUUGUCCUCCUCUCCCUCCCCCUCCUCCCCCUCCUCUGCAGCUUCCUCCCCCUCCACCAGCAUGAAGCACUCCUCCUGCCCCCCUCCACCUCCUCCUCUCUGUCGCCGUGGUAACGCCCCCUCUCCUCCGUCCUCCUCUUCUUACAACAGAGAGAAGCCCCUCCCCCCGACCCCUGUUAAUACCCCACCCCUCCCCUCCCCACCUCAGGAGGAAACCCCGCCUCCUCCACCCCGUCCUCCCUGGCCCCCCCCUCCACCUUACCGCAUCACUAACGGUCCGACCGUAGGCGGCGAGGCGGGGCCCGAGCUGCCGCACCGACACAACUCCCUCGGCAACAAGAGGGCCGCCCCCUCCCCUGGAGGCCACACCCCCACGAGAGGCCCCGCCCCUCCCCCACCCCCCGCCUCCCCCACCCCCUCCCAACAGGGCGCCAACAGGCCGCCCCCCGUCAGAGAGACGCCAGGUAGAGGAGCAGCUCCUCCUGUUCCGGUCCAGCCGUCGUCGUUGAGACCAGGUGGUAGAGAAGCUCCGCCCCCUCCUCCUUACAGGACUCAUGGUAGCCCCUCCCUCUCCUCUGACCCCCCCACUAGAGGAAAACCUCCUCCCCCGCCCACCCGCACCCCCGUUGCUCCUCCCCCUCCUCCUCCUCCUCUCCGCAACGGACACUCCUCCUCCUCCUCCUCAGUCCCUCGAUCCUUUGUCGAUGACUUUGAGUCCAAGUAUUCGUUUCAUCCUCUGGACGACUUCCCUCCUCCAGACGAGUACCGACACUUCGCCAAGAUCUACCCGAGCAAAGCCAACCGAGUGAUGAGAGGAGCUCCUCCACUGCCUCCUGUUGGGAGGUGAACCAUGAGACCACGUCACCGCUGGAACACACACACACAUGAACACAUUAACACACACACACACACACGUAUGAACACAUUAACACACACACACACACACAUAUGAACACAUUAACACACACACACACACACACACCGCUCCAUCCUGUUUGAUGACAUCACACCUGCAGACUCAGCUCCGUCAUCCUCAUCUACUCUCUCCUCUGAUUGGCCGAGGAGAAGUCUCAUCACGUUUCUUCAGAGAGAUGAACAGGAGCAGCAAACUCUGCAAACUGACUCAAAUAUUCCUCCUCCUCCUCCUCUCUGGACGGCACCAAGACCUUUAGGUUGUGUUUUUUUUUGGUGGGAGGAGGUGAUGGACUGAUGAAGAGGAGCAGUUUGCUGCAGAGACGAGAGGCUGAAGAUGGAGUGGGGGGGGUCUUCAUCUCUUUCUGUUCUGAGACAAAAAACACAAACUGUUCGUUGAGAUUUAAUCAUAAAUCAUAAAUUUACAGUUUAAAGUCGUAAUAUUCAAAGAAUAUAAAUUGACUUCAUGUUUCUCAUUCAAAGAGUCAUCAAAACUAGUUUAAAACUAAUUUUAUGGAAAUAUUGACCAUUCAAAGCUUCGUUCAUAAUGUUGACGUCCUAAAUAUAAACCUACAUGUCAAGGUGUGCAUAACAAUAAUAAUUAUCAUUAUAAUGGUAAUUAUUAUCAUUAUAUCAAUAAUAAUUAUAAUGAUAAGUAUUAUCAUUCUAAUGGUGUCAGUAGAGUCAGAUAACAGAAGUAACAUUACAGCUCCUGUAUGUUUCCAUCCAGCAGCAAUCUAACAGCACCAUUAGUCACAUUUAGAGAAACACAAUGAUGUAAAACAUGAGAUUCAGUAUCGUCCUAUAAUAUUAUUUUAUUAUUUUAAUUAAUUUAAUGAAGUCCAGAGAUGAAGUUUCUGCUCCCAGUCUUUAUGCUAUGCUAAGCUAAGCUAAGCUAGCUAGACCUGACUCCGUAUUGUUCACAUCAACAGUUUGUGUGAUUCAAUGUCUCAAAAAGAAAGAGAAUGAACUUCCUUUAAUGUUUAACUGGGACGUCCUGAUAAACCAUGAAGACAAACUCACACCGAACUCAGAUCCUUCAGCGGUCUGGACCCGGGUCUGGACCCGGGUCUGGACCUGGGUCUGGACUAGAAUCAGUUCCUGUGAUGUCCUGCUUUACAGUUUACAGUCAGACAGACACACCUGUAAAUACUUAACCUGCAUCAUCAUCAUCAUCAUCAUUUUCAUCAUCAUCAGUCUCCUGGUGAUGUCAUGUGAGGUGGAUCAGAUUCUGAGGAGGCGGAGUCUUUAAGUGCCAAGAUGGAGGAAACAAACUCACCUGAGCUCAGCUGACUCCUCAAACGGGAAGUCUUCUGCCUGCAGCAAGGACUCUACCCCUCCCUCCUCCCUUCUGUCCUCGUCUCCUUCCUUCCCUCCCUCCUCCCUUCUGUCCUCGUCUCCUUCCUUCUCUCCCUCCUCCCUUCUGUCCUCGUCUCCUUCCUUCCCUCCCUCCUCCCUUCUGUCCUCGUCUCCUUCCUUCCCUCCCUCCUCCCUUCUGUCCUCGUCUCCUUCCUUCCCUCCCUCCUCCCUUCUGUCCUCAUCUCCUCCCUUCCCUCCCUCCUCCCUCCUCCCUUCUGUCCUCGUCUCCUUCCUUCCCUCCCUUCUGUCCUCGUCUCCUUCCUUCCCUCCCUCCUCCCUUCUGUCCUUGUCUCCUAAACUAAAAGCUGAACUUGUUGCAUGUCGUCUUUAUUUGAGCGUCUCAUGUUUCUUCGGUGUGGCAACGUCUUCAUGAUAAAUAAUUACCCAGAAUUCAUAGAGUACCUCGAUCUGUCCUUUGACCUUAACGUUUGAGUCGAGAUGUAAAUUUAAGGACAAAGUCGUUCAUUUUAUGAGAAAAGUCAUAAUUUUGGCAGGAUUCUGUUUAAAUAAUAAAACAGAAUAAAGUCUUUAAAUUACAGGUUUCAACAGUUUUAUUGAAAUAUGAACGUAAUAAUGUGGCUUCUUUAGAAAAUAGAAUGACGACUUUAUCUUAUAACUGAUUUAACUGUAAAUGACGUCUUGAUAUAAUAUUAUAUAUAUAUGUGUAUAAAAUAUAUAUGUAUAUAAUAUAUAUAAGUAUAUAAUGUAUAUAUAUUAUAUAUAUAAUAUUUAGUCUAUUAUAUAAUAUAUAAUAUAAUAAAUAUUAUAUAUAUAAUAUAUAUAUAUAAUAUAUAUAUAUUAUAUAAUAAGACAUUUUUCCUCUCAUGGUGUUCUGACCGUCGACUCUUCAUAAACAUGCAGCAGGUUUUUCUCUCUCAGUGCUUUUUUUUUAAGGUUUCAUGUUAAAUAUUUUAUUAAUGUUCUUAAAAGAUUCUUUUAUUUUCUGUUGACAGAAAAUAAAAGUUUAAGAUGAAGUUCAUUCAUUCACUUUGAACGUUUUCUUUCUGUUUUCAAUAAAGUUUUCUUUAUCCAAAUGAAGAGAAAUCAUAGAAAUUUACAAAAACAGGAAUCAAUGUUCUGAAUUAUGAAAAUAAAUAAAACUAGAAUUCUUUAUGGAAAACAGAAACUUCUCUGAAAUCAUUAAAGACUUCAGAUUUAUUCAUGUUUUGUUGUUUUUGUAUCAUCACUGAAACUAAUAAUAAGAAUAACCAGUUUAGUAUUUCAUCUUUUUAAUCCUCACACUUUAUUUUAAUCCGCUGUGACUUCAUGUCGUAAAGAUGAUAAAGUUUUCUGAUCAAUGUGAAGGAGCGUCGUUUGUAAAAGGAGAUCAGCUGUUUUUAUGUUCUCUUGUUUUUUUAUUUCCUGAAUGUGACUUUUAGGAGCUGAAGGUCCUGAAGUCCUCAGAGUCACCGUAGCUCUCAUAUCUCAUAUGUAUCAUAUGUAUCAUAUGUUUUAUAUGUUUUAUAUGUUUCUCAUGUGCAGUACAGCCCCCCCCCGCCUUACAAACUGUUUGCUGUAAAUCUUCAGUCAUGAAUUGUAAAAAGUUCCUAAACAAACAGAAAGCUGUUCAUAAAGCUGAUGACAGACUGUAGUGAUGAAGUUAACUUCUCCUCUGUCUCCAUUCAGAUCAAUCACUGCGUUAACUAAUGAUCAAUAACCAGGAAUCAAUAAAUCCAUUUAGUAGUUUAUUCAUAGAGCAUGUUUAAAUACCGAAAGAUGACAAAUAAUGAAAACGAAUCAAUAAAGUGAUAAAACCAGUCGUGUCUUAAUGAAGAUGUUAUUAAUUUAAUUAUGAGAUAAUGAGGAUGUGAAUCAGUUAUUAAUAAACAUUAGAACAA